AUGGAUUUGAUCCUUGAACAGUGUCCUGGAACACUUGGUAUCAGUGAUGAUACAGCAGUCUAUGGAAAGACUGUAGAGGAGCAUGAUCAAAACCUGCAUCAACUUAGGAAAGUUGCAGCAAGAUAUGGUCUCAUCUUCAACAUUGAGAAGUGUGAGAUAAGAAAAGAAAGGAUCAAGUUCUUUGGAAACUAUUAUGCUGCUCAAGGUGUACAUCCUGAUCCAGAAAUAGUUCAGGAAAUUCACAAUCUACCUCCACCUGCGAACACUGUUGAACUGCAACGGUUCCUGGGGAUGAUACAUCACUUCACAGUUGAAUCGGAUCAUAAACCUCUAGAGAACAUUCAGCACAAGAAUCUAGCCAGCACUCCUCCUCGACUCCAGAGAAUGAUGCUACAACUUCAGCAAUACGACUUCGAGAUUAGAUACAAACCUGGGAAGGAAAUGAUUCUUUCAGACAUGCUGUUUAGGCAAAACCCAGCUCCAAGUCCAACUAUCAGUAUCGACAAAACCAUUCACCAAGUUCGGUUCUCAAGUGAAAAGCUUCAGAUGAUCCGCAAGGAAACUGAAAAUGAUGAGACAUUCAGUUCAUUAAAGAACAUUAUUGUAUCAGGGUGGCCAGAAGAUCCAAAGCAAGUGGAAGAAAUUGAUUUCCAUGUGCCUUUUGUCAUCUUCACAGAUCACAGGUAA
Molecule: messenger RNA, 687 nt
Organism: Haliotis rufescens (red abalone)
Lineage: Eukaryota; Metazoa; Mollusca; Gastropoda; Lepetellida; Haliotidae
Exons: 3
Coding region: 1-687 (228 amino acids)
Source: RefSeq, a predicted model, not a curated record